AUGACACCUACGCCCCCGACAACCAAUUCGUCGACGGGCGCAUCUCCCGACAAUGGCCAGUUUCGCGUGCGCGGCGACACUGCCUCAUGUGUCUAUGCCUCUCCCAGCGCUCGCAAGAAGCCUGGCAUCCACCACGUACCCACUGGCACCCCCGACGACAUGCAGAACCGCAUCGAUCGACUCGAGAGUCUGGUUCUGUCGCUCAUGACCAACGGAUCCCAGGCUGCUGGUCCCUCGGCUGCACACGCUGCCAUCAACUCAAGCCGGAGCAAUAGUCUUGGUACCUCGAUUAGCAUGCCCUUGGAUCCCCACAGAGACAGCAUCAGAGAAGUCGAAGGAGAAGAUAGCGAUAUCAACGACGUCGCUCAAGACAUCGGUAUCAUGAAAAUUGAUGGUGCAAAGGCUUUCUUCGUGCCUGAUGCGCAUUGGUAUGCCAUCUUGUCGGACAUUGCCGAGGUCAAGAACUACUUUGCCAGUCACAAGGAGCAAUACCAGGAACAAUUUAGAAAGGUCGAGGCCUCGAAACAGGACGAUGCUUCGGGCUCGUUCCUGUUCAAAGGCCCAAGGCUGAACAACAAGACUGAAGUCCUCGUUACCAUGCCCGACAAGAAUGCCGUCGAUGACCUGGUGAAACGCUACUUCCAAUCAUACGAUCCAGCCGUCCAUAUCAUCCACGGCCCGACAUUCCAGGGGCAAUACGAUAGACACUGGCAAAAUCCUAACGAGACACCCGUAACUUUCCUCGCGUUGCUGUACGGUAUGAUGACUCUCGCGUUGCAAUCGUACACCAGAGCAGGGGAUGAACCUCCGGAAUACCAGGGCAGAUCGCAUGACCUGUCCAUCUCCUUCAAGCGUCUCACAGCACAAUGCAUUGUGCUUGCAGACGUCACCCAGCCAAUGCCGCAGCUAGUUGAUGCUCUCAUACUACAUAUCCAGGCCGAGCACAGCAGCAGCAACGACGCCGAAACUGGCAUUCUCUUGCUUGUCAAUCUGUGCACCCGUCUGGCGAUGCGUAUGGGUUAUCAUAGAGAUUCUGGCCCGUACCCUAGUGUUUCGCCAUUCACUGCCGAGAUGAGACGACGGGUUUGGGCCUUUGUACGACAGGCUGAUCUGCUUUUCUCGUGCCAAUUUGGCCUUCCUCCCCUCAUUCGCUCAGAUGCGACCGACUCUGACCUUCCCCAUAACAUCUUUGACGAUGAGUUCACCGAAGACAUGAAGUUGUUACCUCCUUCUCGGCCAGAUGCAGAAGUCACUCCAGCAUCGUACAUGAUUGCGAAGGCUCGGUUGAUAUCAUGUUUGGGCCAGAUUGUCGAGCGCAUCCAAUCAGUGACAUCGUCUCCAACAUACGAGGAGAUCAUGAAAUUGGAUGCUCAGCUUCGUGAGGCUCGUACUCAAAUCCCUCCUCAUCUCCAGAUGAAGCCUCCUUCUGAGCUGGCCACGGUUGCUCCAAACCUUAUCAUGCAAACGUAUGCCUUGGAAUUGAUCUAUCUCAAGUCGCAAUGCAUGUUGCACCGCAAAUUUAUUGCGAGAGGACGUGACUUGCCGCGCUACGCAUACUCUAGAAGAACUUGCAUUGAUGCCUCGAUGGAGAUGCUUAGCCACCAAGCUACACUCUACCUGGAAUCACGAGAUGGUGGCAAGUUGCGAUCCGUCAAGUGGUCCAUCUCUUCGCUCACGACCCACGACUUCUUGCUUGCAGCCAUGAUCGUGUGUCUCGACCUUUACCACACUUCGGAAUCUGAUAGAAGCGUGGUCAAAUCCUCUUCAUCAAAUCCAUCGUCUCCAUUGACAGGAGAUGUGUGGACACAAGACCGAAGAGAGCAGAUGAUCGUAGCGCUUCAGCAUUGCGCCUCCAUCUGGGAGAGUUUGCGAGAUAAGAGUAUGGAAGCUUACAAAGCAUCUACGCAGCUUCGCGUAAUGCUGGGUAAGCUGAGAGCACAGGAACAGCAACAGACAGCAAUGGUCGGCGGCAGGGAGCAGCAAAUGCGUAAUCCCAACCAAUACGGCAUGCGUGGCCAUUCUUUUGGUGCCUUCCCCAACGGCCAAGUGUCUGACCUCGUUGAGGACGAGGUUCCGCCUGAGCAUUCUGCAGCAAUGACAUUGGGCCUGCUGUCCUCGGGCGGCGUUAGUCCCAAUGCUGGAUUUGCCUCGAACGCACCAGGCUCGCUAGGCAUGGAAACACGUGGAUACCCAGCCAGUAUGGCUGGCCUGCUCAAUGAGCCCAUGUCUGAGCGUACGGGAUUGACACCACAGUACAGUGGCGUGGAUGUCAACGGUGCACAAGCUGUUCAAGGUGCAGCAUCUCCAUUUACACAGCUAUUUGGCGGCGCAGCACCAGAAGUAGAUUGGGUCAAUCCAUUGGAUGGUCAACAAGCUCAACAGCAGCAGGCGCAACAACAGGCACAACAGCAGUUGGCUCAACAGGCUCAGCAAGCGAGCAUGAAUAACAUGUUCAUGGGCCCAGCUGGUGCAGCCAACAUGAUGUGA
Messenger RNA from Aureobasidium vineae, 2487 nucleotides. Lineage: Eukaryota; Fungi; Ascomycota; Dothideomycetes; Dothideales; Saccotheciaceae. The record is from the annotation of a GenBank genome assembly.